UUUACAUUCCUUUCGUCAAUGUUUGCCGAUAAGCGCGAUGAAUUAAUACAAUAAUCGUUUAAUUGUUUCUAAAUUCUUCAGUUUGAUUGCUAACGUUCUUUCCGAUGUCAAACACGAAAUGGUAAACAUUUGUUUAACGGGUGAAACGAUAUUAAAAUCGCACCGAAUUGGUUAAAGAUAUUCGUGCUUUAUUUGAAAUAUGAUGUAUUCAAAAACUCCGCUGUUACUUUUCAUAUUUAUCGCUAUUAUAAAAUUUGUGUCUCCGUACAAUGAUUUUUUUGACGAAGAAUUGAUGUUAAAGCCAUUGCCAAGCAGUCAUGUUUACGCAUACUUUCAAUUUACUACGGUAUGGGAGACAUCGAAGGAAGCGAAGAUGUUACAACAUUCCCAUUUAUUCCCAAGAGGACUCGGUGAAAUUAUAAGUCGUCAUGGUGUAAACGAAUUACAUCUUACUUUAACCAAAGGACUGUGGACUUAUGAAAAAUGGGGAUACCCUUAUCACGAUGCUGGUCCUGGUGCAGAAAUAACCACAUGGUUUAACAAAGAUGUUACAAACGUCGACGAUGAAUGGAAAAGUCUGACUAAUGCGUUAGCCGGAUUAUUUUGUGCUUCUUUGAAUUUUGUUAAUCCUUCGAACAGUAUGUCUCCAGAAUUUACAUUCCAUCCCACGGGUGUUGCACAAAAUAACACCAAUUCUAGUCAUUUACGUUAUUCAUCGUUACCAAGAGAAAUAGUUUGUACAGAAAAUUUAACACCGUUCAAAAAAUUACUUCCAUGUAACUCUAAGAAGGGUUUAGCAACAUUAUUAAAUUCCGCAUAUAUUCAUAACACUAAUUAUCAUUCUAUUGGAAUACAUUUUCGAGUAAUAUGUUCAAACGCAAUAUGUACAAACACAUCGUUGGAAUUAAAACAGACUGUUUCAUUGAUAUAUGACACCAUGGUAGAUUCAUUACAGGAUUGGUCAGUUCGAAAAUUCUUUGGAAUGGGAAUUAAGGGAGCAUGCCCCCUUGCUACCCUAAGCAAUAUAUACGUUGACGUAUCUAAUAACAAUACGAAUGAAGUUUAUUCGUUACUGCCACCUCCGAGUGCUAAAAUUACGAGUCUUCGCGGAGGGCAACUGAACGAAAUAGCCAUUUAUGACAUCAGGUCUCAUUCUGCAAAAGGAAUGUUUAAUAUUGGAGUUGUACAUAGUACUGGCUUUAAAGCUAGCAUAAAUUAUCCUUCAAUUUUGUUUGCAAACAGAUACAUUAUCGGAUAUGGGCAAGAAAGAGGUAGCUUAGUAACGAAACUUUAUAAUAAUUACUGGAAGCCGUUUGACAUUGUUUUAUUAGAAAAUAUUCCAUGGUAUUUACCAGUAUAUCUACAUUCCGUCGCAAUAACUUGCGGGGACAAGCAGAUUGUACCAUUAGCACAGCGUUAUCUACCUGGCAAAGAAAGGAAAAGUCCAUACUAUUUGGAAAUGGUUUUGCGUUUACCGCCGCGUUCGAUAACCAAGUUCUCCAUAGAAAUGGACUAUUCAUUUCUUAAAUGGCAAGAAUAUCCACCAGAUGCUAAUCAUGGAUUUUACAUGGGCUCAGCCAUAAUUACUGCGUUACUUCCGGUUGCAAGGAAUUACACUGCCCUGCCACUUGAUGGAAGUACCAUAACGUCAAGUUUUAACGCUUCGAGCGACGGAUAUUUGGUACAGCUAAGAACAGAAUCUUUACUCAUCAGUCUUCCCACACCCGAUUUCAGUAUGCCAUACAACGUAAUUUGUUUAGCGUGUACAGCAGUCGCCCUAGCGUUUGGCCCCCUUCAUAAUAUUUCAACGAAAAGGCUAGUUUUAAAACGAAUUGAAAAGGAUUCAAAAAAGAAAUUCUUUUCUUUCUUGAUGGAAAAGAUUGUUAAAUCAAAGAAACCAAAACAAGAAUAA
Messenger RNA from Colletes gigas, 1912 nucleotides. It is a transcript of the gene PIG-T, whose product is annotated as GPI transamidase component PIG-T. Bases 200 to 1912 code for a protein of 570 amino acids. Gene Ontology annotation, cellular component: GPI-anchor transamidase complex. The transcript is spliced from 8 exons. Lineage: Eukaryota; Metazoa; Arthropoda; Insecta; Hymenoptera; Colletidae. Gene Ontology annotation, biological process: attachment of GPI anchor to protein. The record is from RefSeq and is a predicted model, not a curated record.